CUUUAGCCUCGUGAAAUCGAAGGAGCGACUAUCGAUAUCUUGGCACGUGCUGUCGAUAUCGCGUUAUGCACUGGUUCCAGAGAUUCGCGUGUCCGUGAUGUUCGUUUUGUAAUUACGUGCUGAAUCGUACAAGCGAGGUUUCGCGCCGAGCGUGUUUGUGCGAGAACGGUCGCCUCGUCGCAAAUGAUAAGCAACACCGUCGAAGCAGCGCUGUAAAAAAGGAAUAUGGCCGCGACGGCGAAAACCGUACUUCCCGAGGAAAGCGAGUUAACCGUGCAGGAAAUCGAUGCUAGUUGGCCAACACUGCACACCGCAUCGGUUUACAUCGGCAAAGCCUGCGAGUGGUACAAUAAUGAUUUUAUGUUAUGUAGAUCAGAGGAAGGUGACCCGCGUCGUUGCCUGAACGAAGGGAAGGCUGUAACCGCUUGUGCCCUAGAUGUUCUCAAAAAGCUGAAGAAGCACUGCCUGGACGAUUUCAAUGCAUAUAUGACUUGUCUUGAAAGAUCAUCUGGAACGUUGGAGUUCUCUCCAUGCCGAAAAACGCAGGCUGCGUUGGAUCAGUGCGUUCUUCAGAAUUUGAAUAUAGAACGUCCAUCUUUCGGUUACUUCUGCGAGACCAAAGUGCACCACACGUCGAGGCCACGACCAGAGACUCCAACUACAACGUUUCCAGAUCCGGUUCCCGGAAUUCCACCCGAUCAACCGCGUGAGAAAGCCAAGUACCACAAUCGCUUCUGGUAUAAGAGUUAAAUCUUUCAAAGGAUUACCACUGAGUACUUCGAUCGUGCUGCACAAGUCACGUUGUCGGACGAUUCGGGGUGCUUCAGGUAAUUAGACAAUUCUAGAGAAUCGAGGGUACGCAACUUGCAGUUGCGCUUCUAAAUGUAGAAACGUCUCGCUUGGAAAUGUAUAGAACUGCCAUUGUACAUGUGACAUUGUUAAUAUAAAGUAAUGAACAGCAAAAUAAGCGAUAAUUCGCUCAUUCAUUGUGUUGUUUCACCUUGUACAAAUACAGAUGUCGAGCACCACAA
This is a messenger RNA of Odontomachus brunneus, 1031 nucleotides long. It is a transcript of the gene ND-19, whose product is annotated as NADH dehydrogenase [ubiquinone] 1 alpha subcomplex subunit 8. The transcript is spliced from 3 exons. The record is from RefSeq and is a predicted model, not a curated record. NCBI's taxonomy places the organism in Eukaryota, Metazoa, Arthropoda, Insecta, Hymenoptera, Formicidae. Gene Ontology annotation, biological process: mitochondrial electron transport, NADH to ubiquinone. Bases 226 to 750 code for a protein of 174 amino acids.